AUGGAUGUAUGUCGCAGGAAGGACCCAGGAUGGCUCCAGCUCAAGCGCCAGUGGGACCUACUCCGUCCACACAAGGAUGCGCUCAAGGACUUGGGCGAACGAAGCCAGUGGCAGCAGGCCUGGACCUACGUGCGAGCGCUGAGGAGCAAAAGCAUCGAAGCAGAUGUGGUGGUCUUCAAUGCAUCGAUGCGCGCGUGCCAGCGAGGCGGCGAGUGGCAGCAGGUGCUGGCCGGCCUAGCCGUUCUCCGGGCGCUGGGGCUCGAAGCCUCGCUGGUGUCCUGGAACUCGGUGAUCAGCGCGUACGAAAAGGCGGAGAAGUGGGAAGAUGGUCUUCGGCAGGUGCAUCAGAUGUACGCUGUCCGUGUAGAUCCCGACUUGAUCACCUUCAAUGCUUCUAUCAGCUCCUGCGAGAAGGGGGCAUGCUGGGAAGCAGGUCUGGCUCUGCUCGCCAUGGCCGAUGCCGUCGGCCCGGAUGUCAUCUCCUUCAACGCAGCCGUAAGUGCCUGCGAGAAAAGUGGCAGGUGGCAAGAAGGCUUGGCAGUGCUGUCGUCCAUGGCCAGCUACCGCCUCACAGCCGAUGUGAUCUCCUUCAACGCCGCCAUCAGCGCUUGCGAGAAGGCAGCCAGGUGGCGUGAAGCUCUUCAGCUCCUGGACGCAAUGGCAGCCGCGGAGCUGCUGCCCGACGUCGUGUCUCUCAGCGCAGCCAUCAGCGCGCUGGAGAAGGGCGGCCGCUGGCGCACGGCGCUGGAGCUUCUAGCUCGCAUGCCGGAGUUCAGCGUCUUGCCCAACAUCUUCGCUUUCAACUCUGUCAUGAGCGCAUGUGCGGCGCAGGAGCAGUGGCAGCAGGCCCUGCGGCUGCUGGACCAACUCCAGAGCGAGUCGCUGACCUCGCAGACCGUCACCUACAAUGCGGCGAUCACUGCAUUUGAGAAGGGGGGUCAGUGGCAACGGGCCCUGCAGUUGCUCGCAGAGGUGGACUUUGCAGGACUUCGGCGGGACAUCGUGGCAUACAAUGCCGCCAUCAGCUCUUGCGAGAAGUGCGGGCAAUGGCAUGCAGCCUUGGCUCUACUAUCACAGAUGAUCCACUCGCUGGUCUCUGCCGAUGUUAUUACAUACUCGGCAGCGAUCAGCGCAUGCGAGAAUGCGGAACAGUGGGAGGAGGCCCUGGUCCUCCUGGAUCAGCUGGCCAUCUCGCGGCUCUCAGCGAACCUGAUCACGUACAGCGCAGCUAUCAGCGCCUGCGAGAAGGGCGCUGGCGUUGGCGCUUUUUCAGCAGAUGCAAGGGCAGCAGCUGCUGCCCGACCUCAUUGCAUUCAACGCCACCAUCCUGUCCUGUCAAAGUGCAGGGCUGUGGCAGCGGACGUUGGCCCUUCUGACCCAGUUGCGUUUGCAGCAGCUGCCUCCUGGUGUCCAAUGCUACAGUGCGAUCACAGGUGCCUGCGCGAAGGGGCGGCAAAUGGCACGUGCCUGUGA
Messenger RNA from Symbiodinium natans, 1473 nucleotides. Lineage: Eukaryota; Dinophyceae; Suessiales; Symbiodiniaceae. The record is from the annotation of a GenBank genome assembly.